CUGCUGUGUGUGCGGGAGAAGUUGUUUGCACAGAGAACACCAGGUAGCAACUGUCUUCUUCAAACGGAUUUCUUCAAGCUGGGAGCAAUCGGACUCGCCGGGGUGAAUCUUUUUUUCUUUUUCGGAGGGGGACACACGAAGCUUUUGCAAUGAGGUGGACGUACCAGUAUCUAUAGUGAGGAGUGAUUUAUUUUGUUUUAUUUUUUUGUUUUAUUUUGAUGAAUAUCUGACAGCUUGCUCACUGGAGCAAUCUUUCAGUCAAACCCUUCUUCUGAUUUUUUCCCCUCUAACGGACCUCGUAUUCCCUGUGAAACACUAUCAAGGAUUUCACUGAUGUAUGCGAUGUGGAGACUGCAAGUCGCCUUAUGUACUCUGUCGGUGCUGUCCCUGUCAUCUGCUGGUGAAAGCAAAGCGCGGAGCUGUAGCGAGGCUAGGCAAGCUUAUAACGCUAAAGGAUUCAGCCUCGUCAAUGUGCCUCAUCAGGAAAUAUCAGGUGAGCACCUGCGUGUCUGUCCUCAGGGAUACACCUGCUGCACAUCUGAGAUGGAGGACAAACUCAACCAGCAGAGCAAACUGGAGUUCGAAAACUUGGUGGAGGAGAGCAGCCACAAUAUGAGGACAACGUUUGUCUCGAGGCAUAAAAAGUUUGAUGAGUUUUUCUUGGAGUUGCUGGACAAUUCUGAGAAGUCUCUCAACAGCAUGUUCACAAGGACGUACGGGAAACUGUAUAUGCAGAACUCAGAGGUGUUCCAGGACCUGUUCACUGAGCUGAAGCGCUACUACACAGGGGGCAACGUCAACCUGGAGGAGAUGCUCAAUGACUUCUGGUCCAGGCUGCUGGAGCGCAUGUUCCAGUUACUCAACUCACAGUACCACUUCACAGACGACUACCUGGAGUGUGUCAGUAAAUACACAGAUCAGCUGAAGCCCUUUGGAGACGUGCCCAGGAAACUGAAGGCUCAGGUCACCAGGGCCUUUAUCGCUGCACGGACAUUUGUCCAGGGGCUAAUGGUGGGGCGGGAGGUCGCCAACAGGGUCGCCAAGGUGAAUGUAGUUCCAGCAUGUGUCAAAGCCCUGACCAAGAUGCUGUACUGUCCAUACUGCCGCGGCAUGCCUGGGCUGAAACCCUGUCACAACUAUUGCCACAACGUUAUGAGGGGCUGUCUAGCAAACCAGGCAGACCUCGACGCUGAGUGGAACCUCUUCAUCGAUGCUAUGUUGCUGGUGGCAGACAGACUGGAGGGACCCUUCAAUAUUGAAGCAGUUAUUGAGCCAGUUGACAUCAAGAUCUCUGACGCCAUCAUGACCAUGCAGGACAACAGCAUGCAAGUGUCAGCCAAGGUUUUUCAAGGAUGCGGCCAGCCAAAGCCUUCAGGAAUGGGCAGGUCUGCACGUGGCAUUUCUGAUGUGUUCAGUGCUCGCUUCCGACCCUACACCCCUGAAGAGAGGCCGACCACAGCAGCUGGAACAAGCCUGGAUAGACUGGUGAUUGACAUCAAAGAGAGGUUGAAGGAGUCCAGGAGGUUUUGGUCCAACUUACCUGAUGACAUCUGUGCCAAGGGCAAGCUCACAGAGUCAGACGAGGAUCAGUGCUGGAACAGCCACACGAAGGGCAGAUAUUUCCCUGAAGUGGUGAAGGAGGGUCUAACCAACCAGGUGAACAACCCAGAGGUGGAUGUGGAUAUCACCAGGCCUGACACACUGAUAAGGCAGCAGAUCAUGGCUCUCCGUGUCAUGACCAACAAGCUAAAGAACGCCUACAACGGAAAUGACAUCUACUUCCAGGACUCAAGUGACGAGGGCAGUAGCUCUGGCAGUGGCAGUGGCUGCUCUGACGGCUGCACAACAGAGUUUGUUUUUGUUGGAACAGAAGCUCCUGUGAUUGGAGCCGACAGAAGUGAUGAACGCGCAGCAGCUGCAGCGGCGGGCAAGUCGCUUUCCCGAGGACCCUCCCUACCCCUGGUGAUGGUCGCCCUCACACUCCAGCUCUGGGCAAUGCAGACUCAAAGGAGAUAAUACACGAGU
Molecule: messenger RNA, 2025 nt
Organism: Plectropomus leopardus (leopard coralgrouper)
Lineage: Eukaryota; Metazoa; Chordata; Actinopteri; Perciformes; Serranidae
Gene: gpc6a
Product: glypican 6a
Biological process (GO): regulation of protein localization to membrane; cell migration; regulation of signal transduction
Cellular component (GO): extracellular region; cell surface; plasma membrane
Source: RefSeq, a predicted model, not a curated record